Messenger RNA from Raphanus sativus (radish), 875 nucleotides. RefSeq names its product zinc finger protein 1-like. The transcript has a single exon. Gene Ontology annotation, biological process: negative regulation of abscisic acid-activated signaling pathway. The record is from RefSeq and is a predicted model, not a curated record. Lineage: Eukaryota; Viridiplantae; Streptophyta; Magnoliopsida; Brassicales; Brassicaceae. Bases 163 to 822 code for a protein of 219 amino acids.
UCUGUAAACACCAUUCACUUUUUUCAAAAGGUCACAUGUCCCUCCAGUUCCAUAAAUAGAACUCACACUUCACUUCCCACGACCACAUCACUUAGUAUAUCAAACUUUUAUUUUCCUUCUCUUUAUAAUAUAUUCUCUAUAGGCUACAUACACAAAGUAUACAUGGAUCCUUCCAUCAAAGGAGAUCAAGAAAUGUUAAAAAUCAAGAAACGGUGUCAUCAAGAUCUUGAGUUAGGUUUGACCCUUUUGCCACGUGGUACAACUUCAUCAGAACUCAAUCUCAUUGAUUCUUUCAGAACCAGCUCAUCAUCGACUUCUCAUCAUCAUCCUAACCGUCAAGAACAUUUGGAAGACCCGAGAACGUUCUCGUGCAAUUAUUGUCAAAGAAAGUUCUAUAGCUCACAAGCACUAGGCGGCCACCAGAACGCUCAUAAACGCGAACGUACCUUAGCCAAACGCGGACACUACUACAAGAUGAGUCUCUCCUCCUCCUCAUCCUCUCCUUCUUCAGCGUCAGCGUUUGGCCACGGUUCAGUCAGAAGAUUCGCGAGCAUGGCAUCAUUACCGUUACAUGGCUCGGCGAGUCACAGAUCAACGCUAGGGAUUCAUGCUCAUUCAACGAUCCAUAGUCCCUUUUUAGGAAGGCAAGCAGCGAGUUUAAGCCAUGUUUUCACACAGAGCGUUCACCAGAAACCGGCCAUGGGAAAGGUGAUGGCGGAGAAAUUUCACAUUGAAGUCGCCAACAGUAACAUUGAAUAUUUCAAGAGCAAGCAAGAAGAUCAUAAUCAGUUUAAGAAGAUUGACUUGACUCUUAAGCUAUGAUUUAUUAAUUGUCAUCUUCCUUUUAGUUUUUAUUAUAACUUUUCGGUCGUUUU